Molecule: messenger RNA, 2921 nt
Organism: Scaptodrosophila lebanonensis
Lineage: Eukaryota; Metazoa; Arthropoda; Insecta; Diptera; Drosophilidae
Gene: meso18E
Exons: 5
Coding region: 561-2159 (532 amino acids)
Source: RefSeq, a predicted model, not a curated record
ACUGUUUGUUCCUCGCUGGUUGUUGCCAGUGUUGCCAUUGUUAUUGACAUUUCUUAAAACGGAUGUUGCUGCUUUUCUUUAUUUUAUGCAGCCGUAGUCGUUAACCGUAGCUGCCAAAUAGGCUGCCUCUGCCUACGAGCGGGCCACCACCAUACGGAAGAUACCACCGAUACCGACGAUACCAGCCAAACAGAAAAUAAAAAGUAAAUCCAAAACACUUGCAUACAUACAUACAUACAUACAUACAUAGAUACAUCUGUAUGUAUGUAUGUUAACUUGCAUCGUCGGUCGCAUCAUCACAUCUUCGUGUGAGGAGCCCAGUGCCAAACACCUCUCUCGACGACAACGAGCGUUCUCAAUCUGAGACGCCUCCUCCGCAGAAACGGCUGCGGAACGCCCCUCACUGCACCACCCGUAUCAGCAGCAGCAGCACCACCAACACCGCCAACACCACCAGCAGCCACCGCAGCAACAGAAGCAAAAAGCAACAGCACUGCUCUGCUCGUGCUUAGCUGAGCCGCAUUUGUCACAAAAAGCUGCUAAGCCAAGCAUAUUUUCAAAUGGAGACCAAAACCCCGCCCAGUGUAACCAGCAGCUAUCACCAUCAGCGUGCUCCCCGUACACCAGAGAGCUACUUCAAUGUGCCGGAAUCGGUAGCGCUGCUCAACAUAGUCAAGUCGGAACGCAUACAGAGCGCCUUUCAGUCGAACCGGAAGAAUCAUGCGAGCGUUUGGGAAAUGGUCGCCGAGGUCCUUAACCGAUUUAGUGCGCGCAAACGGACCGCCAAACAGUGCUGCAAUCGGUACGAGAACCUCAAGAAGAUCUACACACAGCUAAAGAAGAAUCCGGAGCGGCAUGUGCGUCGCAACUGGCCAUACAUGUUCCUUUUCAAGGAGAUCGAGGAGCAGCGUGGCGAGUGCUGGGGCUCGAAUGGAAAGCGCCUCGCUCUCAUCACCAAGAACCACAACGAGCUGUCCUAUUAUCAGCGACGGCGACAAGCCGCCGAACUGGGCGUCCUGCUGAACAAGGACAAUCUGACACCGCACCAGCACACCCUUCUCCAGACUCUCACGCACUCCACAGACUCCUCGCAGAGUGGGGCCAGUAAGCUGGAGCGCUACUUGCCCAACCACUUUGUGGAGGCGCAAUUAAACGAGGGAUCAUGCAAUAACAGUGCCUUGAAUGUGAGUUUGCCCCCCGGCGUCUACGACGACAAUCCGCUCCAGUUGCAGGUUGCAGGAGCAGUGGCAGCAGCUGCUGCCGCCGCUGUGGCUGCACACAAGCGCCACGAGCUGCAGAUGGCAAAUGGCGCCGGCAUGAAUGCAGGCGGAUCGGGAACUCCGGGUGGCCUUUGCCUCAGCCUCGAGGACGAACAACACAGCAGCGCAUUUAAGGAUCAUGGCCUCGACGAGCCCACAGAAGUUCCGGACUUUGAAAAGGACUGUAAUGGAGCGCUCAACUUACACAACAACAACGACAACAACAUAUCCAUGAAAUCGGAACCAAUGUCCGAGGGCGAGUUCAAUCCUGACGACAUACAGUUGAUGCAAACAAACUACAAUGGGUCUGGUCACAUUUAUUCACCCAACAUAGAUCCGAACAUUCUGCACCCCGAUGUCAUUGUCGACACCGACAAUCUGUCCGAAUGCAGUUCAUCGGCGUCGCUGAAAACCGGCAAACGGAAGAUGUCGACUUCCACAGAUGGGGACAGCACCAACUACGAGCUCAUCGAGUAUCUGAAGCGGCGCGAGAAGCGCGAUGAGGAGCUUUUAAAACGCAUGGAUGCGCGCGAGGAGCGCCUCAUGAAUCUAUUGGAGCGCACGGUUAUUGCCAUUGAAACAUUGGCGACAAGCAAAGAAACAACAAGAACAACACAGCCAACGACAACAACAACAACAACCAUACAAUUAGCAACAACAGCUGCAGAAGAGCAACAGAACAAGGCCGCAGACUCACCAAAAGCCAUACCAGAUGAGCCCAAAACAGCCAUUGGAGCAGUGCCAGAGAAUAUCGACGACGAUGCCAUAGUCGUGGUUCCCGACGACAUUGCCGAGGAGGACUCUGAGGCUGUCAGCAGCAAAGCAAAUGGGAAGUGCAGCCAAUAUAACGACGACGAUAAUGAUGUUGGGAAUAAACAUGAUAAUGAGAGUGAGAAAUGAGCUAAUCCCUCUCGGUCUCCCUCAAAUCUAAACUCUAAACUUUCAAAGGAAACUUAAUGAAUGCAGUGCCAAAGACGAGAUUCGUCUCGAUUUUAUAUGAGAUUUGCAACUAUUACUUAAAAGCGUGUGUGCUUAACUCUUCGUAAUACGAAACUGGAAACUUUGUAGGCUAAGUUGAUUGAAAUAUUGCGAAUCGCAGUGUUCUCACCAGCAAUAAUUUAAGUUAAAUUAAGGUUGAGUUUUGCUUAAUGGCGAUGUCUUUCCAUUGGGAACCUCGAAAAACUAAAAGAUCGAAUGUGCACUCCUAUAGUUUUUAUUAUACAUAUACCUAAAACAAACUCAUGAAUAUCAUCAGCAUUAUAACCAACCCAACCAACAAAGCAAUCGGAAACCACAAAGGCAUAUCCUUCCAAUUUAAAUAUGGAGUAGAAGGUGUUAAUUAUUAAAACUAUUAAAUUAUUAAUCUUAAUUUUUUCCAAUAUAUAAAUGGUAAAUGGUUAAUUUCCCUUGGCCGAUUCCUAACUUAAAAUUGAUUGAUCUUUAAGGAAAUGAACAUUUUACCGUUUUCGGGCCUAUUUCAUAAAUGCCAAAAAAUCUUUAUAUAACUGUUAUAAAUGGGCUCUAGGAUUUUCGAAUUUUAUUUAGAAUAUCAUCAAACAUUUUACAAGUAGUGUAAUAAUAACCUAAGUUAACAAUACUCCAGUCCGAAUGGGUUUGACCAAAUAAUAGUCCAUAAAGGGGAGCUUUGUGAGAAACUUUGGG